Aureobasidium vineae is the source of this 1497-nucleotide messenger RNA. NCBI's taxonomy places the organism in Eukaryota, Fungi, Ascomycota, Dothideomycetes, Dothideales, Saccotheciaceae. The record is from the annotation of a GenBank genome assembly.
AUGACCAGCACAAAUAACAACUCAUCCACGGAUGGACUAGACAUCAAGAAGAUAGCCGUGAUCGGCAGCGGCAGUAUGGGCGGUGGUAUGGCUCUGCUAUUCGCUGAGAACGGUGUCCACGUAUCACUCGAGGACCCCUCUGAAGAGGCCAUGGAUGGCAUCAUCAAACAGGCUAAAGAGGAAGGCUUCGGAGACCGUAUCAGCAAGCACAGCGACUACAAGUCAUUGUGCGACUCCCUUGACUCGCCCAAGAUCUUUGUCUUCAGCUUGCCUCAUGGCAGUGUGGGAGACGGCGUGUUAGCAGGUCUCAUGCCCUACCUUGAGAAGGGAGAUAUCAUCAUUGAUUGUGGUAACGAGCACUGGAAGAACACAGAGAGAAGACAGGGCAAGUGUGUUGUCCGAGGUAUCAGAUACAUUGGCUGUGGUGUCUCUGGAGGAUACCAGGCUGCUCGAGCCGAUGACCAAUCUCUCGACUUGGUCCUUCCCUUCUUGCGUAAAGUCGCAGCAAAGGAUCCCAAGGGAAGACCAUGUGUUGGCAAGGCCGGUACAGGAGGUGCGGGUCAUUAUGUGAAGAUGAUCCACAAUGGCAUCGAACAUGGAAUGAUGAGUGCCAUCUCAGAAGCAUGGGGCAUUAUGAGAACUGGCCUUGGUAUGUCGGAAGAUGAGAUCGGUGACGUUUUCGAAAAGUGGAACAACGAAGGAGAACUGCAAGGUACUUUCCUGGUGAAGAUUGGUGCCGACAUUUGCAGGACCAAGGACCCCAAGAACGGCGAACGUGUCUUAGAAACCGUCGAAGACAAGGUCGUGCAGGACGUGACUGGCGAGGAAGGUACUGGUAUCUGGUCAAACGAAGAAGCUGUGGGAGAGCACAUCCCUGCACCCACGCUGAGCUCAGCUCACUUCUUCCGUCUGGCCUCAGCCGAUCGUGCCCAACGUGAUCGCGCGCAAAAAGCAUUCGGAGGAGACUUCCCGGCACAGAAACUGGAUGUCAAGGACAAGGCCGAGUUCUUGGAAGACUUGCGCAUGGCCACAUACACAGCUUGCUUGGCUGCCUACGUGCAAGGCAUCAACGUCAUUGACCACAAGAACAGAGAGGUCCACUGGAACAUCAACUUCUCUGAAGUUCUGCAGAUCUGGCGCGCUGGCUGCAUCAUCCAGGCCGAUUACAUCGCUUCUCUACUCGAGCCCAUCUUUGCCGAGUUCCGCAACAAGGAAACCAUGAACCUGUUGUUCGAGAAGACCAUCGCCAGCGACCUCAAGAAGGGUCAGCCAGCACUCAAGCGUGUUGUGGUCCAGGCAGUACUCGGCGAUCAUGUAGUCCCUGCCAUCUCGUCCUCGCUUGACUACAUCAAGUACCAGACUGGCUUGGAGCUUCCGACACAGUUUUACGAAGCCGAGCUUGACUACUUCGGCAAGCACAUGUACGACAAGAAGGGUGAAGACCCCAAGGGUGCUCCUACCACUGGAAAGUACCAUUUCGAAUGGAAGAGAGCUUGA